CUACAGCACAGAGCGAUCGUUGGUGUCUCUCCUGAAGACUGGACCUGAUGAGCACGUAGAGGCUGUUGACAAGUUGCAGAAGUCUGUGAAGCUACUACUGAAAACUAACCUGAGCUUGCUUCGAGACAUGGCUGUCGUCAUCACUCAGAACUUUAAGAACGACCCCCAGAGAGGGAACUUCUUCAGCUUGCACAAAAAAGAGGGUGACAAUGAAUUCAUGAACAUCAUUGCCAAUGAAUUAACCACCGAGGGAACUUUGGUUUUCCUGACUGUUGGAGAGGAGAAGGGCCCGGGUCUGUUCCUACUGGCUGGACCCAGUGAGCGAGUGGCCGAGAUGGGCCCGCGGGUGCUGGAGAUGCUCCAAGGGAAGGGGGCAGGAAAAAAUGGACGUUUCCAAGGAAAAGCUAACAGCCUGGCACGCAGAGGGGAGGUGGAAGCUUUACUGGAACAGCAAUGCAAACGGGAAGAAUAAACCCAGCAAUGAUUUAAUAACAAAUACAUAUUUUUUUAUGAAUACGACUUUUAGAAGCCAUUAAAAGGAUAGCUUACCGGAUUUGUGUUAAACACUAAAUGUUAGUGUCAUUACACAAACCACGAAAUUGGAUAAUUUUUUGAAAAUUUGUAUUUCAUGGACCUCUGUACAACAUGUGCUGUACAUAUUUGAAUGUUAAAUGCCAUUUACAGUUUUAACUGUUUAAAAACUCUUCGUUAAACCUUAUGUGAUAUGAUUUUGUGUUGAGUCUUAUUUCUGAAACCCUGCUUGCUAGUGGUGUUUACAGCCGCUUGAAACAUUAAAAAUGCAUUUCUACCGACUGAUACAACAAAAACCAACACUGUUUGAACGACAUUUUUAAUAACUUUAAUUUAAAAGACCAGUGAGAAUGUAAUGUACAAAAUACAGACACUUUUAUGCUGUUGGUAACUUAGGUCUUACAUUGUUUUUGGCAUUUAAGUAGGCAGAAAAUAGAAACCCUUGUAUAGAGUAAUGCAAUAAAAACAGUCCUAAUAACUCCUACCUUUUUUUAACAGUUAUUAUAUAUUCAUUUAUUAUUUGAUCACCCCAUUAACAUACGAGUAGUGACACCCUACAACACAAUCUAAAAUCCUAUAAGUGAACCUUUUACACAUU
Messenger RNA from Notothenia coriiceps (black rockcod), 1129 nucleotides. RefSeq names its product alanyl-tRNA editing protein Aarsd1-like. Bases 128 to 472 code for a protein of 114 amino acids. The record is from RefSeq and is a predicted model, not a curated record. The transcript has 6 exons. NCBI's taxonomy places the organism in Eukaryota, Metazoa, Chordata, Actinopteri, Perciformes, Nototheniidae.